This is a messenger RNA of Fonsecaea pedrosoi CBS 271.37, 969 nucleotides long. RefSeq lists its product as uncharacterized. Gene Ontology annotation, molecular function: metal ion binding. Lineage: Eukaryota; Fungi; Ascomycota; Eurotiomycetes; Chaetothyriales; Herpotrichiellaceae. Gene Ontology annotation, biological process: snoRNA splicing. The coding region runs from base 1 to 969 and encodes 322 amino acids. The transcript has a single exon. The record is from RefSeq and is a predicted model, not a curated record. Gene Ontology annotation, cellular component: U2-type spliceosomal complex.
AUGGAGGACCCGCAGGUUGCAGCUGAGGCACCACAAGUUACGUUCAAAAAAAGAAAUCCAAAACUAAAGUCCACGAUUCGAAAGCGGGCCGCCACUCCUCCCCCGGACGAUGAAUCAGAUUCGGGAUUUUCCUCUUUCGAAGACGAGGAGGGGAGACAAGUCAAGCGAAGACGCAAGCAUAUCGGGGUCACUGCAUCAUCAAAGGCCGAUCAACCUCGCGAGAAGUCAACCGAAGAAAUCUCGGCCGCACCAGUGGUCGCUGCAACAAACAAGGAUGAUGCUACCAAAGCGUCGAAUUGGUACGACGAGGAUGGCGUCAAAAAGUCCGGAAACCCCUCCUCCAAGAAAACAGACAUAGAAACUGCGGACGGAACAUACAAAGGCGUGGCAAACUAUCAAACUUUCAUACAGAAGAAUCCCGACCGUGCUUCGAAACAGGUCGGACCCGUCAAAACUUCGAGCAAUGUGAGGACGAUUACUGUUACAGACUUUGCUCCUGAUGUCUGUAAGGAUUACAAGCAAACUGGAUUUUGUGGUUUCGGGGAUAACUGUAAAUUCCUUCACGCACGAGAGGACUACAAGCAGGGAUGGCAGCUAGAUCGGGAUUGGGAAAUCAGUACUAAAGGAAAGAAUCCUGGCGCGAAAACUGUGGCAUCUGCAAACAGGAGUGCUCAGCAAAAGGAGGAUGAAGACGACGAAAAGCUGCUUGAGAGCAUCCCAUUUGCCUGCAUUAUCUGCAAAAAACCAUAUACAGCCCCGAUUGUCACGAAAUGCGGCCACUACUUCUGUGAGGCAUGUGCUCUGAAACGAUACCGAAAAGACCCUUCGUGUGCCGCCUGUGGUUCAGGAACCGGAGGUGUCUUCAAUGUGGCCAAGAAGUUGAACCGGUUAUUAGAAAGGAAACGAGAACGGGAGAGGCAGAAGAAAGAGAAUGGCACUGAAGAAGAGGAGGGUUCGAAGGCUGCUUGA